CAGAUUCCCCAGGAAGACCCUAAAAAUGAAAUCUCUUCGAGCAACUAACAUCACAACGGCCAAAGCCGUCAUCAUUAAACCUCCCCACCACGUAAUUCUCGGCAAGAAGCAUCGCCGACGUGUUGGUGGCAAUCUUCGGGAUACCGCCAUUUUCUGCGACUUUCUGACGUCAUUUUGCUACGUGGCAAUGGAAAGAUGCUCGCCGAGCACGGCGGAUUGGCCGAAAAUGAAGUUUGGACAGGAUUAUGAGCAUUCGAAAUGCCCGGAUGCACGAUUUCAGCGACACGUUGAAGAAAAUUGUCAGCUCGCGGAGCAAUAUAUUGCGGCAGGACGAUUAUUGGCUUUUGAAGUAUGCAUGGUAACACCGUCGGAAACUCAACUCGUCGGAUUUCGUGUCACUAUCAGCCGAUUGAGGCGCCCUGAUGGCCGUAGAAGUCCAAAUAUCUACGCCAGGCUCUCAGCGAUUCUGGAGAAGGUUCGAACGAUGGAAAUUACGGAAAAAUUGGAUACAAUGAUGAGCUCCUGCAAAUAUCGCCCUCGAAUCCGCCUUCUCGCCCGUCUUCGCCCCCAAUCCAAACGGAAAGCCGACAAAUCCAAAGUGGCCGAUAAAUCUCAAACUUUUUCUCUUCCAAUUUCAAAUUCCAUUCGAUUAAUGUACACUGGAAUCUCAUUUUAUGCUUUUAUGUAAUUCUGAAUUUUUGAAAAAAAACACAAUAUUUUUUU
Molecule: messenger RNA, 723 nt
Organism: Caenorhabditis elegans
Lineage: Eukaryota; Metazoa; Nematoda; Chromadorea; Rhabditida; Rhabditidae
Gene: F58D5.9
Product: Cystatin domain-containing protein
Exons: 4
Coding region: 26-688 (220 amino acids)
Source: RefSeq, marked reviewed